AAUGCGGAAGAAACUCAAAUGCAUAGUAUUUUACGAAUUGACGAAACUACCCUCACUCACCUUCUUCUUCUUUGUAGUAGAUUCGCGAAGUCGUGUCUCUACUUCUAAUGAAAAAUUGAACCCUAAUUUCGAUUUCGAGAUCUCAAAUCUUGCGAAGAUGACGAAGGACUUCGCGAUUCCACCUGUGGUCUUCCCCUCCGGCGGAUCCACAUCCAACCCCAACGUCCAGCAACGACGCUUCCCCGCCGCUCCGUUCCAACCUCCCCGCCCCUCCUCCUCCGCGAUCCCUUUCAUGUCCUUCGACAUCGGAUCCGCCGCCGCGUCCUCCGCCGCCCCCGCGGGACCGUUCACCGGGACCUUAAACUCAUCCGCAUCCUUCGGAGGAGGAGGAUCGUCCUCCUUCGAGGACGAGGAGCCUCUCCUCGACGAGCUCGGGAUCCACCCCGAUCAGAUCUGGAAGAAGACCAGAUCCAUCCUCAACCCGUUCCGGAUCAACCAAACCGUCCACCACGACUCGGAUCUCUCGGGGCCGAUCUUCCUCUACCUCGCGCUCUGCCUAUUCCAGCUCCUCGCGGGGAAGAUCCAGUUCGGGGUGAUUCUCGGGUGGAUCGUGGUGUCGUCGAUCUUCCUCUACGCGGUGUUCAACAUGCUCGCGGGGAGGAACGGGAAUCUGAAUCUGCACACGUGUACGAGUUUGGUUGGGUAUUGUUUGCUUCCGGUGGUGAUUUUGUCUGCUGUGUCGUUGUUUGUGCCGCAGGGAGCGGGGGCGGUUAGGUUUGCGGUUGCGGGGGUGUUUGUGCUGUGGUCGACGAGGGCUUGCUCGGCGUUGGUUGUGUCUUUGGCUGAUGGGGGAGAGGAGCAUCGUGGGUUGAUCUCUUAUGCUUGUUUCUUGAUCUAUACGCUCUUCUCUCUUCUUGUCAUAUUUUGAUGAUUUAAUUACGAAGUAUUGAUAGCUUCUUUUUUUUUUCUGGGAAUCUUUUGAUGGUGAUUAGUAAGGACGAAUGGUAUGAUGAUGAUCUAAAGUUUGUUUGGUUUUGUGGUGGGAAUAGUGGAGCGAUAUGUAAAGGCUUCAUGUUUUAAUUUGAUUCAAUGUUUGUAUCUUUUGACUUCAGGAGUUUAUAUUUACAGAGUUUAUCAAUGUGUUCUCUU
Brassica oleracea var. oleracea is the source of this 1149-nucleotide messenger RNA. Its product is annotated as protein YIPF5 homolog. The record is from RefSeq and is a predicted model, not a curated record. Gene Ontology annotation, biological process: endoplasmic reticulum to Golgi vesicle-mediated transport; vesicle fusion with Golgi apparatus. NCBI's taxonomy places the organism in Eukaryota, Viridiplantae, Streptophyta, Magnoliopsida, Brassicales, Brassicaceae. Gene Ontology annotation, cellular component: membrane; trans-Golgi network. The transcript has a single exon. The coding region runs from base 2 to 928 and encodes 308 amino acids.